AGAAGAGGGCCGUUGACUGGUAAGGAUGCCUGCCCACAGUAUAGGUCACGUGGUCUACAAAGGACCGAGCAUCGUGAAGGAGAUUUGCUAUGGGCUUACUCUUGGCCUCUUUGCUGGAGGUCUUUGGAAGAUGCAUCACUGGAAUGAACAGAGGAAAACCAAGGAGUUCUAUGAUUUGCUUGAGAAGGGCGAGAUCGGUGUUGUGGUAGAGGAGUGAAAGGGGUGAUUUCUUUGUUUAUGAUAUUACACGAAGAAAGAGAAACUUUAAUAAAAAGCUUUGUGCUAUAUGAUGCUUUCCAAUGUUGGGUUUGGUUAGUGAACUGUAACUUUUCUCAUUGGGACCUGGAGACAAAACUCUAAUUCCCUGUAACAUUCCCUAUUCUGGUUUUUGUUAUAUGCCUACUUUAGGUUGCCUUUUUUUACAUUGGAAAGGGGUUAGGGUGGAGGCCUCAUGGUUGACAUACCCCGCAAGUUUUUUAAUAGGUUGGAUUCUGAGUUGAUGUUUCGGUUUUUC
Amborella trichopoda is the source of this 514-nucleotide messenger RNA. RefSeq names its product cytochrome c oxidase subunit 5C-like. Lineage: Eukaryota; Viridiplantae; Streptophyta; Magnoliopsida; Amborellales; Amborellaceae. The record is from RefSeq and is a predicted model, not a curated record.